AGAGUAAACACCUCACCUUCAAAUGAUGGUGUUCAACCUAAAGGCUAAUCAAGUGCUUUCAACCUUUUACAACUUGAAAAGAUAUACAUGUUUUAUACCUCUAAUAUUUGUUUGAUUUCUCUCAGGCUAUCAUGCAGCAGAGAGACAACAUUUUUCCUGGCAGGAGAACAGUGACCUUCCGUAGGGGUCCUCGGGGGUACCUCCUUCAGCAACCAAGUGAUGCAGCAAAGCUCCUUAAGGACAACCCUUCGCUGCAGGACAAAUCUGCACCUCUGAGGGAGGACGCUGUGAGGGAGAAUGUCCUGACUGUUGUCCGUGUGAGGGGAGGGGAUGCCUCAGACAAGACGGAGGUACUGGGAGAGUACAUCCUGCAGUUUGGGAAGUAUAAGGGGAAAUCCUUCCGGUGGCUUUUGGAGAAUGAUGUAGGGUACACCAUCUACCUCAUCCAACAUGUGGAAAAAGAAGAGGCUGCAGGAGUGUCAAUGACCCAGGGACACAACAAGGACAGUAUAUUGUCCUUUGUCAGAUAUGCCUGCAGCUUUCGCGACCUCACAUCCCUUGUGAGCUACCAGCCCCCCCCCCCCCCAAAGCAGCCUCAGAGGAUGAGCAGCUGGUGGGCUUUGGCGCUCGUUCGAAGAGCACCUGGCGGGAGUUGUGGGACAGCAGGGCUGACAGCUAUGCAGCCUUCAUCCUGAAGAGCAAGUGCAGUGAAAGUCUACGCCUGUGGGAUUGAGCCACCACGAAUUGCUCUCCAAAAUUGAACGGAACCAUGAAUUUAACCGUUCUCUGUGUGUUUUUAUUGUCCCAGCCAUCUUCUGGCCUUGUUCUGUGUUCCGGCCAUGUUCAGGCCAUGUCCAACUAAUACUGUGUCUGCAUGCUGGUGUUCCUACUAACAAAUAGGGUUCAUGAAUUGAUUUCCUCAACGUAGAGGUGACAUCUGCUUCAGUGUCAAGACCACCCGCUGACACUAAAGAAAAACAACCGACGCUGCUAGUGGAUGCCCCCGCUGCCUUGCCGACAGUGAAGACACCUGUGCCCCUUCCUGCUGAGCUGCAGUUUAUGGUCAAAGAGCUAGAGAGGACUGUCUCUGCACCAGGUGUGUAUCACAGGCUGACUGACAUAUGCAGUUUCAUUUAAUGAACAAUGUCUAUACUGUUGCCCAUAUGAGUUCCUUCAAGGCUGUGCAGCGGUGGUAACAAAUAUGGUAAUUAUGUAAGUAUGUGAUGAUAAAGUAAAGAGUUUAUUGGCCUUAAUGGAACCAUACAUUUGUCUUUUCCGGAGCCCUCCCAUCCUCUGAGACCUCCUCUGCUCCUCACACACCUGAGCCACUGCCCACUGGUCCUUCUGUUGUGCCCCGACCGACACUCAGACCAACCCCCCAUACUACACCUGAGCAACCACACACCGAGCCCCCUGCCUUUGCUCCCCCACUGGCAGCAGAUCAGGACAUAAACAGUUGGAGCUGCUCCCAUCACCAGAAGAUUUGGAUGAGGACAGAACUCCAGUCUCUGGGACUGUGGCCUGGGUUUCAGCAUAUGCUCAAGCCAGGGCACGCGCUUUCGCUAUGGCGUCUCCCCCCACAGCCUGAACUCAUUGACUUGGUGUCAACUCUCCCAUCCCGCAACUUCUUCCAGCUCCAUCCAUUUUUCAUCUGGAAACCUGAGAAAUAAUUAUGUACUCCCUUGCCUUCAUGGUUGUCCAAAGCCAGACGUCGUCUCAGCCAGUCAGGGAAGGCCUCGAGUGAUUGUCGGCAACAGAGGACAGUACUACAUCCUUGCCUCGCGCCUUCGCUGCAAGAUGUGUAAGCGGAUGUGGUUUGCCGACAGUCCUCGGUGGCUGGAGAAACUGCCAAAGCGCUUCACAAACAUUGUGCCAGCAUUCCUGACUUACAAGAAGGCCAUUUGUAAGUCUGUGCUUCAUGAGCUGAGGCGCACUGGCAAGUCGCCCUCUGACGUGGCUAACCAGGUGAACGAACUGCUGCAUCUUAAGUAUGAACAAGCUCACCUUGCAUAUCUCGGCAGCAUUGUGAACAUCUGGGACGCUGAGGCUGGGGUUUAUGGGCAGAGAACACUCGGUCACCUGGUGAGGAAGGAAGACCCACCACUAGACUUUGGAACCUAUGAGGACGCAGGGGGAUGGAGUGGAGUCUCUGUCUCUGCCUACUACUUAGCUGACUGCCUCAUUGAUGAGUAUCGGCACCAACAGCCAGCAAUCACAAAGCUCCUGCAGGGCACUUUCGGACAGGUCGUGCGCUCUGACCACACCAGGAAAGUGGCACGAAAAGUGACCCUGUCAUCAGACACCAUGUCCAGUUAUGCCAUCAUGAACGAGAACUGGAUGAUCGCCUCCUGGGUCAUGGUGCAAUCAGAAACAGAGAAAUCGCUUACGCCUAUGUACCAGGGGUUAGCGGAGAGGUACGAUGAUGCUGGGGUGGAAAAGGCCAAGUACCACUGGGUAGACAGGGACUGCUGUGCGCCAUUCAGAAUCCCUGACCUUAAACACGGAGAGUGCCUUAACUGGGAUGCCUGGAAGACGACAGAGUCCAUCGUUGCCGAGGCCACAGUUGGUGCUCUGGAGAACACUUGUGCGUCUCGUACAGACUACAACCGCAACAUUGUGGUCAUGUUGGACCUGCUCCACUGUAUGAGGCGCUUUACUCUGGAGUGCACUUCAGAGCAUCAUUCCCUCUACAGCACCUUCUGCCAACUCCUCUCCUCUGCCUUCUCUGUCGUGGAUCAGGAGGACCUACAGAAACUGACAGGUGCUUACCAGUUCUGUGGAAUUCAACCGCCAAAUCCCACAAAACAGCAUAUCAGAGAACACUGUAGAACCCUGAUCCCAGCGCCAGCAGAACUAGUCAACAGAGUGGAGAAAGUUCUUCGACAUUUCCACUAG
Molecule: messenger RNA, 2895 nt
Organism: Solea solea (common sole)
Lineage: Eukaryota; Metazoa; Chordata; Actinopteri; Pleuronectiformes; Soleidae
Exons: 6
Coding region: 1798-2895 (365 amino acids)
Source: RefSeq, a predicted model, not a curated record